AUGGGAGAAAGGCCGCGAUUGGAGCUCUUCGCCGGACUCGCUUCCCUCUACCGCUCUCGCGACUACUCCGACCUCACCAUCUCCGGCCGUGAUGGCACUCGACACUCCGUGCACAGGGCAAUAGUCUGUCCGAGAUCAGACUACUUCCAGCGAGCCGUCCAGGAGCGACGAUGGAGGGUAUGAAUGAACUCCCCCAAAACCUUACAUCAGGCCUUUCAACAACGUCUAACGUGGUACUCAAGGAUGGAAUCGAAGGCCACCUCGCCCUGCCGGAAGAGGAUGAGGUCGUCAGACUCAUGAUCGAAUACCUGUACCUCCUCGACUAUGAUCCCACCACCGUCUCGCAGCCGGAAGACUCCACCACUACCACUACGACGGCGGCAAGUUCCUCCUACCACGAUAGUAGUUCCAGCAGCGACACCAUGAGCAUCCGCACCGAACCAGGCCAAUACGGCCACGUCUACGGCACCUCCGCCAUCAGCGCCUUCGGCGGCCCGGCACACCACCACGCCCCUCCCCCGUUUCCAGGCAUCCCCCGCCCGAGAACAGAAUCCUCCCUCACCGUACACGCUCUCCCGACAACAAGUCCAACAGUAGACUUCGUGGACUUCUACCACCACAACCCACAGCAGCAACACCCUCGCAGACGAAACCCCACUGCCAGAGGAACGAUGGUAACCGCUGCCCCUUCCCCCUCUCCCUUGGCAACCAAACAGCCCCACCUCGUCCUGCACGCUCGCAUCUACUCGGCAGCAGCGAAGUACUCCAUCGGAGGCCUCAAAACUCUCGCCCUGGAUAAAUUCAAAAUCCAACGUACUCGCCACUGGGACUCGCCUGAAUUCCCGGAAGCUAUUCACGUGGUCUAUUCUUCUACUCCGGCUACUGACAAGGACAUGCGCGAAGCCAUGGCAGAUACCUUGGGUUGGCAUGGGAGUUUGCUUGAUAAGCCCGAGGUGGAAGUUGCGAUCAUGGAGAUUAAUGGGUUGGCGUAUGAAUUGUUGAAGAGGAGUAGACGGGCGGAACCGGAGUACGAAUGA
Lecanosticta acicola is the source of this 1037-nucleotide messenger RNA. NCBI's taxonomy places the organism in Eukaryota, Fungi, Ascomycota, Dothideomycetes, Mycosphaerellales, Mycosphaerellaceae. The record is from the annotation of a GenBank genome assembly.